Messenger RNA from Chiloscyllium plagiosum (whitespotted bambooshark), 991 nucleotides. Its product is annotated as transmembrane protein 272-like. The record is from RefSeq and is a predicted model, not a curated record. Lineage: Eukaryota; Metazoa; Chordata; Chondrichthyes; Orectolobiformes; Hemiscylliidae.
GCAAACCCAAAAUGAUGAGAUACUUCUGCACUUUUUAUGAACAGUGAAAGGUUACUGUGGCAGAGUGAAAGUCCCGUUCUAUUUCUGCUUUCUCCUCACUGGCCUGAGGUCAGGAAAGCUCCGUCCAGACCCUCUCCCAUAAACAGGUUCACUCACACGCUCUUCCUGGGACUGCCUCUGGGGAUUUCUCUCUUUCUCAACAAGGCGAUCAGGCUUACUGCAACUGCAUGGAGAGGGGGAGAGUGUUCGAAGUGUCCUUGAAAUGUUUUACGCUGAUCUUGGGAAUUGUCUGCAUCACGAUUGGCAGUAUCUACUUGGGUUCUUGUACCAAGCAAUACUUGAUCCCAAUUUAUCUGAUUGUUACCGGGAGCUGUUCGCUUCUCUUCCUGAUUAUAUCGUCGAUUCCACAGACUUCAAACGAGAGCGACAUUCUCAAUAAAUUCAGCAGAUUUUGCAAACAUUUCGAAUCGCUGUUCUCCUUCAUCUGGCUUAUAACAGGAAGCGUUUGGAUCUACAGCAUCUACCAGCCAGAUUAUAUUGACAAAGCUUCUCCCAAUUAUUGCGACAAAACACUAUACCUCUUUGCCUUCUGGAUCACCACUGCUGUUUAUAUCAUUCUCGGGCUCAUGAUGCUUGUUGGAUUUUGUGUGUGUAUUUGUGGUGGAACCUUGGUUCUGACCAAGAAUUUUUCAAGCUCUUGAAUGAGGAAAGCCUUUGCUCCAUCUUAAUUUGAGAAAUUUGCCUGCCGAUAAACUCUGGGCUUCCGCAGAUGAACGAAUGGCUUUCGCACUGCUUGUGUGGGACAGCUUUUCACAAAGGCAUCUCCACAUUUUUUCGUUUGUUCUGCAUAACCUUCAUCUGAUAUUUCAGGAAGGAAACGGCACUUAAUCUGCUCGUCAUUCUCAAACCAAUCAGUUAUGUUUCAAAAAAACAUUUUGGAUGUAUCUGUGAUAUAUUUCUAAUAAAAAAGCACCAGUAAUUCCUGCAUUCU